Chelmon rostratus (copperband butterflyfish) is the source of this 5927-nucleotide messenger RNA. RefSeq names its product lipin 2 (gene lpin2). Gene Ontology annotation, molecular function: transcription coactivator activity; phosphatidate phosphatase activity. Bases 195 to 3071 code for a protein of 958 amino acids. The transcript has 20 exons. The record is from RefSeq and is a predicted model, not a curated record. Gene Ontology annotation, biological process: fatty acid catabolic process; triglyceride biosynthetic process; positive regulation of transcription by RNA polymerase II. NCBI's taxonomy places the organism in Eukaryota, Metazoa, Chordata, Actinopteri, Chaetodontiformes, Chaetodontidae. Gene Ontology annotation, cellular component: nucleus; endoplasmic reticulum membrane; cytosol.
CACUGGCAUCAGGUAGAGGUGUACUAGUAUUUACUCCUGGGAGGGUUGUUCCAAGGUGAUCAUGUGGGGUGUAUUUGAGAUUAGAUCCAGGAUGGCAGGGAGGCAUGAUCACCAUAAUCUGAGGGAGGAAACAAAAAGUCCCAGUGGAGUUUCCUGAGGUGGAGAAAGUAAGAGCUGAGGCAGCACUAACAGUGAUGAAGAGACAGAGAUCCUGGGGGGACAGUAAGCCCCUGGAAAGCACCACAGAGGACAACACAGACAGCAGUGAACAGGAUGAGUCCUCGUCUCUGAGGUCGUCUUGGUCCCUGGCGGACACCAUGAACUACGUGGGCCAGCUGGCAGGUCAGGUGCUGGUAACCGUCAAAGAACUGUAUAAGGGCAUUAAUCAGGCCACGCUGUCGGGCUGCAUCGAUGUUGUGGUUGUCCGCCAGAGAGAUGGCACUUACCAGUGCUCACCAUUCCACGUGCGCUUCGGCAAGCUGGGUGUACUGCGCUCUAAAGAGAAAGUGAUCGACAUUGAAGUGAAUGGAGAGCCAGUAGACCUGCACAUGAAGCUUGGUGACAAUGGAGAGGCCUUUUUUGUCCAGGAAGCUGAGCUGCAGAAUCAGAUUGUCCCUGCCCACCUGGCCACCUCCCCAAUCCCCACUGAGAGUCACCUGUUCUGGAUCUCGGAGGUUGAGCACAGGGCAGCAAAAGAUCUGGAGGAUGACCCGGCUGACCCAGAGGACCCACCCGAGCCUCCCACUCCGAUCACGGUGGCCACAAAAAAGAAGAAGAGGCGGAGGAAGAAGCACAAAGGAGACCCCCGAAGAGAGGAGCUGACACCGCCCAUGUCGGUCACUGCUGGUAAUGCUAUUGCUGCUAACGCACCUGCUGCUAUGACUGCUGCUAUGUCCAGCGCUGGGCAAAAUGAAGAGAUCUUUGAGAUGGACCUGAGCUCUGACGAGGAAGCUGCAGCACUUGUCUCAAGGUCACCCUCAGUGACCACAAUGAGAGAUAUUGACCCCAAAUUACCGGCAGCCAGGCACAACCUUGAUGGUUAUCCGCUGUCUGACGGGGACUGGCCAGCAGACGACAGUCAUGGUUUGUCUCAGGCCUUUUCCCCAAAGAGUGAUUCUGAACUGGUGGUCCGGCCCUCAGAGAGUAUGCUCAGAGCCGAGUCCCACAUGCAGUGGACCUGGGGAGAGUUUCCGGAAACAACCAGGGUCACCAAAAAAGAGAAGCCAGAGCCACUAAAAACAGUGACCAUCACCCCAUCAGAGAGCACCCACUUCCGCGUCAUCCUAAGCUCUGAGGCCAUGGAGAAUGAGAUUGAUAUUGAAAAGGAAGACGGGGCCUCCUCCUCAGUGUGUACCAUUGUCAAGCCCGAGCCACGCACCCCAAUCACCACUGUAACACCUGUGAAUCCUCUCGCCUCUGUCAGCACCGUAACCUCCAUAAGUCCUGUAACCCCCACCGAGCCCCUGGAUGUCCUGCCGUCCAAUGUGGCAACCUCCACCCCUUCCAACAGCCAGCAGAGCGACUCACCCUCUAAGAAGAAAGGUGUCCCAAAGAGGAGCCAGCAUCAGGGUCCUGAGGAUAUCUACCUAGACGACCUGAAUGUACUUGAACCUGAUGUUGCUGCACGAUAUUUUCCUAAGAGUGAGUCUGAGGCAGCGACGAAGCACUGGAUGGACUCAGAGAUGCGCUCUGGUUCACAGUCUCCACAGUCUGUGGGCAGCGCAGCAGCUGACAGCGGGACAGAGUGUCUGUCUGACUCAGCGAGUGACCUCCCUGACGUAACUCUUUCUCUGUGUGGAGGCCUCACAGAAAACGCUGAAAUAUCCAAAGAAAGGUUCAUGGAGCAUAUCAUCACCUAUCAUGAAUUUGCUGAAAACCCAGCAAUUAUAGAUAACCCCAACCUAGUAGUAAAGAUAGGAAAUAGAUAUUAUAAUUGGACACUGGCUGCACCCUUGAUUCUAAGUCUACAAGCAUUUCAGAAGAAUUUGCCAAAGGCUACAGAAGAGGCCUGGAUGAAGGAAAAAAUGCCAAAGAAGUCAGGCCGCUGGUGGUUCUGGCGAAAAAGGGCGGAUAGUACAAUCAAACAGUCGGAGACCAAGCUUGAAACUAAGGAAGACUCUCAUCUGGAGGAGGAAGGACCCUCCGUAUCUCAGGAGAAACUGUCCUUGCCGCCAAAAGCAGGAGACUCAUCCAGUGAUGAAGAGGCCAAGGAGGUGAGCGCUGCAUCCUGUCAGGAGAGACUGCAGCCAGUAGAUGGCCAGCACCACCCCAGCCCACACACUUACAGGAAGUCACUACGCCUCUCCUCUGAUCAGAUAGCCAGUCUGAAACUGAAGGAGGGACCUAAUGAUGUGACGUUCAGCAUCACCACCCAAUACCAGGGCACAUGCCGCUGUGAGGGCACCAUCUACCUGUGGAACUGGGAUGACAAAGUCAUUAUCUCUGACAUUGAUGGCACCAUUACCAAGUCAGAUGUGUUUGGACAAAUCCUGCCACAGUUGGGGAAGGACUGGACCCACCAGGGCAUUGCCAAGCUGUACCAUUCAGUAGCUGAGAACGGCUACAAAUUCUUAUACUGCUCAGCACGUGCUAUCGGCAUGGCGGACAUGACAAGAGGUUACCUGCAGUGGGUCAAUGACGGAGGCACCAUUCUACCCCGGGGACCUCUCAUGCUGUCUCCUAGCAGCCUUUUCUCUGCCUUCCACAGGGAGGUUAUUGAGAAGAAGCCAGAGAUCUUCAAGAUUGAAUGCCUUACAGAUAUCAAGAACCUGUUCCAGCAUAACAAGCAGCCAUUCUACGCCGCCUUUGGGAAUAGAACUAAUGAUGUGUUUGCCUAUAAGGAGGUGGGAGUUCCAGUGUGUAGGAUCUUCACAGUCAACCCCAAGGGAGAGCUGAUCCAGGAGCAGACCAAGGGAAACAAGUCCUCUUACGGCAGGCUUAGUGAGCUGGUGGAGCAUGUGUUCCCUCUGUUGAGUAAGGAGCAGAACGAGGCCUUUGUCAUGCCGGAGUACAGCUCUUUCUGUUACUGGAGACAGCCCAUACCAGUCAUCAACCCCGACGAACUGCUCUGAUCUUGCACACAUGGAUACCCAGGUACAUGCAAUUGGACUGUGCACUCGAAUGCAUCUCCAGGAAACACAUGGACUGAAACCCAAACUUUCCUGUAUAGUACUCCCUGCACACACACAACUCUACAAUGAGUGUAACACAGUCACAGGGUUAUGGCCACAAACAUAAAAAAUCUCUUAAACUGUAAUUAGCCGUUAGAUAUGAGAGGAAGGUAUCUCCAGAACAGUAAAUCCUGGUGAAUAAUCCCUGAAAGUUUCCAUCCCUGAGAGUCAAGAGACUAAUCACCAACUAAAUUAUCAUGUUUCCUCAUGCCUGUGAAGGCAUCGUAAGGCAGUGAGCACUCUUUAGUCCCCAUCACUGAACAGGGAUAAAGAUCUGAGACCGAUCUUUUCUCUCUGUAACGUCUAGCAAACAGGAUGAUCUGCAUUUGCCAUCAGGGAAGCGACUGAAGCCCCACACGUGGAUUUAGCCCUCAGCACCAGAGUCUGAGCUGCGCAGAAGGAAAAGACAUUGUUUUCUUGAGUCACGUUUUUCACAUUUUCUGAAACCCCGAAGAAGCCGGAUAAAAUGUUCAAAGCAAAAAAAGACACACUGUUUCUGAACAGGAUAGGGACUUAAGACUGGCCACUAGUCAUGUGCAGGUAAUAUUUUGCUGUUGCUGCUGUGUUUGCCGACACGCAGGUAUCCAGUGGAGGCUUUAUUCUGUAAAGUAAAGUAAUAUAGUGGUAGUGACUGGCAAAUAAUUACUACACCACCUGCGAAUCAUAUACUGUAGCUAGUUUCCAGACAGCUAUUCCAGGUUUGUUCCUUACUCUCUCGGCUCUGGAUCAACUGCAGUCAUCAGUUCACCAUUGGCGGAGUAGAUUUCAGAUUGCCACCUUUUCCCCGGAGAGUUUGAACUGAAUGAGUCAUGUUUGGUACUGUUAAUAUUAAAGGUCAUACAGUUAGAUGUGACUUAAAAAAAAGAAAAUCCAGCAGCUUCAUGGUAUAUUGUCUUGCUGUUAUUUUAAUGUGGUUUUUGUUAUCCAAGCUCUGGCGAAUCAACUGUGUUUCGUUAACGUUGCAGUCAUUAUUUAUGAUAAUUGAUAUGUUUAAGUUAUUGAUUUCUAUCGUGAUGCCUUUGCUUGUCUGAAAAAGUAAUUUAUCACCAAUGCAAGAGGAAAUUGGUAUUUUGUAUGGUCGGUUGCAGGUUAACAUGCACUUAACAGUCACUGCUAGGCCUUGUGCGAUCUUUUUCUGGUCUCGUGUCCCAUUUUCACGAUCUGUAUUCCUUGUUUUACAGUGAAACUUUCAACACGUAAGAUACAUACACAGUACUUAGCAAACCUCAGAAUCUGCAGCUUUAGUAUUAAAAUAUGUGAGUAAAUGUAAAGGAUAAGGCUUGAGUUAGAACAGUGGAAAUAAGCAGAUCUGGAGAGAGCUUAAAAUGAAGGAUUUUCCAUUUGCAAGGGCCUCAGUAGGCUGACUGUCGGAUGGGUGUGUGUGUGUGUGUGCAUAUGUAUGUGUAUGUGCACGCGUGUGUGCAUGCAUACCUUAUCACUGAGUGCUGCUGCUGUCGGGGGUGGCAGAAUCACUCACCUUUUGCAUACGUUCCCUCAGUGGCUUUACCGACACUUAUCCAACGCACUUUGUCUAAGCUGCACCCAGAGACGCAACUCAGAACACCUCUCGCCCACAUGCACUUCACUGAAGGUCUUCAUAGGCAAUAGACCAGAGUAUGCAAUUGAUGAAGAGUUCUAGGGUAACCUCUUUGUUCUGUGAGUGACCCUCUGGCACCACAGACAAAUCAGCUUCUGAUAUAUGUCAAUGUAAGUAAUUGUUGAUGAGGCAAAAUGUGGGGUUUAAUGAGAAAAUAAUGUUUAUUUUGGGUUAUGAGUGCUGAACAGAGCUAGCCCUUAGCCUUUGCGUGCGUGCAAGAGUGUAUGUGCGUGUGUGUGUGCGUGUGAUUGCGCGUGUGUGUUAUACAGAGAAAGGACUGAUCCUGAAGAGCCACUGGGUCUUAAUUGGAGAUAAACAGGAAAUACUUGACUGUGUACAGGAAGCUUUUUGAAGCACUUCACUGGCAUAUUGUGUGUGUGUGUGUGUGUGUGUGUGUGUGUGUGCGCAGAUGUGCCACUCGACUGACAUGGAUCAUACCUCCAGCACAGGUGUAACAGUAACGUGCAAAUAUGUGCUAGCGAGGAUUAAAAAUCAGAAAGGAGUCGGAGCGAGACUUGACAGACAAAACCAUUUAAUGGGAAAAACAAAGCACAAUAUGCGAUGAUGGCUACAUCCAUUAGUCAACAUCAUUUCGCUGAAGUGUUAAUGCAUUCACUCUGUAGCUCAUAUGUUUUUGUGAUGAAUAUGCGUGUUCUGCUUUGAUUUGUUUGCUCGUUCUCUACAACGUUUGGUGAAGUCAAAUAGAUUUAUCUUAUGAUUAACAAAAUGAAUUCCAUUCUUUCUAUGAAAGUGAAGCAUCUUGUGUGGAAGAAUCACACUUCAUCCUCUAUGAUCCUGGGACACGUGGUGUAUAAUAUUGUUUGUUCUCACUCAACUGCUGUUGAAAGUGAUCCAGUAUAUAUGCUGAUCAUCACAUUCUUCUGUCUCUGAUGCCUUUUGUUUUAUUACUUCUUAAAAAGUGUAUGAUCUGUUGUGGGACUGUGUUUGUUUCGUUCUGUUUGGACGUUAUGCUUGCUAUUUUGAUUGUCUGACCAACAGAAAUCCCUAAGUGUAUGCUGUGUUUGAUUUGUAUAGAAAUGUGGUUUAAAGUAUGUUUAAAGAACAAAAUACAUUGUAAGAAGAAAGAAAAUACAGGCCUAAUGAAGCUAACAAAGUGUGGCUUGUGGUCAUAUUUGUAUUUAAUAAAGUUUCUAACUGAA